AUGACCAAUACACAAUCCACGGAGACGCUACUUUCUACACUCCUCCGCAUCACGGAGGACCGGAUUGUGCCUCUCACCAGCGCCGGUGUCUCGUCGGGCAGUAAAGUUUUCGGGGCUGCCAUCUUGGCCCGCUCCAACCUCUCCCCAGUCACGGUUUCCACCAACAACGAGCGUGUGUCACCCCUUUUACACGGCGAAAUCAACUGCAUCCAAGAAUUCUUCGCUUCCCCAGCUGAAGGCCGCCCGGCCACCAAGGACUGCAUCUUCUUUUCCACCCAUGAGCCUUGCUCGCUCUGCUUAAGUGGAAUCACCUGGGCUGGUUUCAACGAGUUUUACUACCUGUUCACCUACGAGGACAGCCGGGAUCUCUUCUCAAUUCCCUACGACAUCGACAUCCUCGAGCAAGUCUUUCGCGUACCUGGCCCAUCUGACACCACGGAAACCCUGGCACAACGCCCGCUGUACAAUCGCAGGAACAAAUUCUUCACCGCAAAGAGCUUGGCAGAUCUCCUGGAGGGACUUCCCAGCGACGAUGACCGGAAGAGAUGGGCCAAUGAGAUCGCCAGGGUGAAGGACAUGUACAAAUCUUUAGACGCAACUUAUCAAACCGGUAAAAUGGCUGGGACAGAGAGCGCGAGUGUAUGGAAGUAG
Molecule: messenger RNA, 651 nt
Organism: Dichotomopilus funicola
Lineage: Eukaryota; Fungi; Ascomycota; Sordariomycetes; Sordariales; Chaetomiaceae
Product: cytidine deaminase-like protein
Exons: 1
Coding region: 1-651 (216 amino acids)
Molecular function (GO): catalytic activity
Source: RefSeq, a predicted model, not a curated record